Molecule: messenger RNA, 1872 nt
Organism: Drosophila kikkawai
Lineage: Eukaryota; Metazoa; Arthropoda; Insecta; Diptera; Drosophilidae
Source: RefSeq, a predicted model, not a curated record
AUGUGUCAUUUCCAGAUGGGCACUUCGGCCAAACCAAUGCUCAAGAUCGACACUACGGCGUUUGUGCUGCCGAACCUGGCCGGCAAUCUUCCGACAAGCACAAUUGAUCGCAGCAUUCUUGAUAGGCUGCCCAAUAUGCCAUUGGCAGAUCCGUCGUUUUUCCAGCCAUCUCAGAUAGACCUUCUUCUAGGUGCGGAUAUUCUUCCGUCUGUCCUGCUAUCAGGCUGGAGGCCAAACAUAUCCAUAGAGUCCGAAGCAACCAUGGAAAUGGAUCUCCCAUGUAGACUGGUAAAGGAGACGGACAAGUUGUGUGAAGACUUUUUCGUCCGAACAACUACCAGAUCCUGCGACGGGAAAUAUAUAGUAUCCCUGCCCUUCAAGGAUUCAGAGCACAUUGACUUGGGGCAUUCGAGGAGUUCCGCACUCGCACAUUUUCUGAGGAAUGAGAUUCGCUUGAAGAAGGAGCCCGCUCUCAAAGACACUUAUGACUCAGUGAUCCAAGAAUAUAUCGAUCUUGGCCAUAUGAAGCCGGUGCCUCCGAAUACCGACAAGAUAAAUUUCUAUCUACCCCAUCACGCAGUAUUCAAGCCCGAAAGUGCGACCACGAAAGUUCGCGUAGUUAUCAACGCAUCCAGUCCUUCUUCCAAUGGGAACAGCCUUAAUGACAUUCUGUAUCCAGGGCCAGUACUGCAGUCCGAUCUCACUCUUCAAAUCCUGAAGUGGCGGACGUUUAAAUUCGUUUUCAAUGCCGACAUCACCAAGAUGUAUCCGUUUCAGAGAAUCCUCUUUCGAAAUAGCCAAGGGGUUAUAUCCGACUUCGAGCUUCAGACGGUCACGUUUGGAGUGAAUUGUGCCCCUUUCCUGGCCCUACGAACACUGCAACAAUUGUCCGACGAUGUCAACGCCCAAUAUCCACGGGCGUCGCAUAUAAUUUCAAAUUAUAUGUAUGUCGACGAUGUGCUAGCAGGAGCCCAUACAGAAGCUGAAGCUAUUUUAGCCAUUCAGGAGCUGCAAGCAGCUCUGACCUCAGCUGGAUUCCCUCUCCGCAAGUGGAUAUCGAAUGAACGUGCACUCCUUAAAGCACUUCCUAAAGAGCAUCUACUUUCGACUGAUUUUCUUGAUCUCGAAGAGGUCAGCACCACUAAGACAUUGGGAGUACGGUGGAACGCUACGACGGAUGAGUUCUAUUUUGUCCCAACAGAGGUCACCAUUCAGGCAAACUAUUCGAAACGACGUCUUAUCCCAAAUCGCGAAAUUGUUCGACCCAGCUGGAACUACUACAUCGCUGGCAUGAUUUCCUUCGGAGCUACAGUUUCCUCCACCAAGUUCGCAUCCCGCGUUGGGUACAUUUCCAACCAGGUGUACAAGUCCAAAUCCAUGGUUUCUGCGAUGCUUCCCAAAAGGCUUAUGGCGCAGCAAUUUACCCAGUGGUCUCACGUGCGUUCCGAGCACAACCCAGCAGAUCUAGCCAGUCGUGGAGUAGCGGCUGAAGAGUUAGCUACCAGUGAGCUAUGGUGGCAUGGGCCUUCCUGGCUAACUCAGCCACAAGACUCCUGGCCUGCACCUUAUGAAUCAGUUUCCGACAUCGACAUCGAGAAGCGACCCAUACGUUGCCAUUUAGCAUGCCCGGAGCAGGACAUGCUUGAGCGGUUCUUCAAGCUCGACAAGGCAAUACGACUUUUCGCCUAUGUUCAGCGCUUUAUCCAGCGCGCGCAAAAACGACCUAUUCCAGGCGAGCUGCAGCUAUCCAAUACAGAGAUUUCCACAGCUGAGCGACUCCUAAUUUUCAUGACCCAGCGCAGACACUUUGCGCUUGAAUAUGCCUGUCUGAGCCAAAAGCGGCCAAUUCCAGCAUCCAGUUUAAGAACAUGA